Aedes albopictus (Asian tiger mosquito) is the source of this 744-nucleotide messenger RNA. RefSeq names its product U6 snRNA-associated Sm-like protein LSm4. The record is from RefSeq and is a predicted model, not a curated record. Gene Ontology annotation, biological process: P-body assembly; nuclear-transcribed mRNA catabolic process; mRNA splicing, via spliceosome. Gene Ontology annotation, molecular function: U6 snRNA binding. Bases 131 to 598 code for a protein of 155 amino acids. Gene Ontology annotation, cellular component: P-body; spliceosomal tri-snRNP complex; U6 snRNP. The transcript has 4 exons. Lineage: Eukaryota; Metazoa; Arthropoda; Insecta; Diptera; Culicidae.
GCACCGCUUGCGUUGAAUUUGUUUACCAACAUCGUUGGCGUGAAAGUGUCCAUUCAGUUUUGUGGAGCAAUUAAAAACGUAUUUAAUCCCUUGUAAUUUGUUCAAAUAUUCCAUAUCAAAAAAAAAAAAAAUGCUACCUUUAUCCCUUCUCAAAACGGCGCAAAGUCAUCCUAUGUUGGUGGAGCUCAAAAAUGGCGAAACCUACAACGGCCACUUGGUAAGCUGCGACACCUGGAUGAACAUCAAUCUUCGUGAGGUCAUCUGCACAUCAAAGGAUGGUGAUAAAUUUUGGCGAAUGCCCGAAUGUUACAUCCGCGGCAGUACGAUCAAGUAUCUGCGCAUUCCGGACGAGGUGAUCGACAUGGUGAAGGAGGACGUGCAGGCCAAAUCGCGGAACCGAACCGAGCUGAACAAGGGCGGCGGCCGUGGUCAGGGCGGGGGCGGUGGUGGCCAACAGGGUGGCCGAGGCGGACCGGGAGGAGCUGGUGGUGGGGGACGCAAUAAUGCCAACGCCAAUAAUAGGAACACCUUCGGCAACCGAGCGGGCAAUCGGUCUGGACUUGGAAAUCCGAAUCGGAACGCGCUCAACAAGAAGUAAUUGGCACCGCCGCCGCUGCCAUGAUGCCGUUGACGAUCGAUUGGGUGCCGUCUGUUGACCGUAAAGUGUGAAAAAAGAAAAUCGAGGAACGUUUUCAGAGAAAACAUGAAUAAAAAAUAUGCUUUUGUGUGUUCGGGAAGAAACGA